This is a messenger RNA of Physcomitrium patens, 741 nucleotides long. RefSeq names its product salt stress-induced hydrophobic peptide ESI3. Gene Ontology annotation, cellular component: membrane. NCBI's taxonomy places the organism in Eukaryota, Viridiplantae, Streptophyta, Bryopsida, Funariales, Funariaceae. The record is from RefSeq and is a predicted model, not a curated record.
AGGCGCACGCCGUCCUCCGCUGACAUUGACAUAGACAAGCACACACAAAGACACGCACUUACCGGAGCUUCGAAACCAUCUUUUAUAUCUUUGCGAACUUUGUGAAGCGAGAGAGAGAGUAGAGUUCCGUUUCAGGGCAACGCACUGCUUCAGAGAGAGCCAUGGGUGCCGCUACUUUCGUUGAGAUCAUUCUCGCGAUCUUUUUGCCUCCACUCGGAGUGUUCCUCAGAUACUCCAUUGGGGCUGAGUUCUGGAUUUGUCUACUAUUGACAAUCUUGGGAUACAUCCCCGGGAUUUUGUAUGCGCUCUAUGUCCUCUUGGUUUAGGCCACUGGUAGAGGCGAACAUACGAGACCAUCGAAUUUAUCGAGCUUGCAGUUCGGGGAAUACACGUUCUUGGCACGAAUAAUGCUACCCCUGCUGCACCUCUGAGAUUAAUUUUCAGGUGUUUUUAAAGCAUUUACUCUGCAGGAUGACUUUUUUAUGGGUUUAAUAUUGGGCACUGAAAAUAGGGCGCAAAGGCAGUGAAUGGCAAGUACAGUAUGCAACUGCCCCGUAUUCGCCAUAGAUAGGUUGAUUUUGGAGAUAUUGACACAAAGGCUUCAUUAGAAAUCCUGUAUAGUUAGUGGGUUUGAAUGAGGUGACGACGGUUCUUGCUGCUUUUGCAUGAGUUACUGUCUCAUCUAAUGCUGUGAAAAACGUCUUUGUUUGGAAUAAAUAUCAAUAGUUGAGAUGGACCGAU